Messenger RNA from Xiphophorus hellerii (green swordtail), 1427 nucleotides. RefSeq names its product paired box protein Pax-6-like. NCBI's taxonomy places the organism in Eukaryota, Metazoa, Chordata, Actinopteri, Cyprinodontiformes, Poeciliidae. The transcript is spliced from 3 exons. Bases 1 to 900 code for a protein of 299 amino acids. The record is from RefSeq and is a predicted model, not a curated record. Gene Ontology annotation, cellular component: nucleus. Gene Ontology annotation, biological process: regulation of transcription by RNA polymerase II. Gene Ontology annotation, molecular function: RNA polymerase II transcription regulatory region sequence-specific DNA binding; DNA-binding transcription factor activity, RNA polymerase II-specific.
AUGUGGAAGGACUCCAGUCAUGAUGAGGUCCGGCCUGCGGCCUCUGGCGGCGGCUCGUCUCGCAGCGCCAGCCGCAGGAAGAGGACCAGCUUCUCCAAAGAACAUGUCGAGCUUCUGCGCGCCACCUUCGAAACCGACCCGUACCCGGGCAUCAGCCUCCGGGAGAACCUGUCCCAGACCACUGGCUUACCAGAGUCACGCAUCCAGGUUUGGUUCCAGAACCGUAGGGCCCGCACCCUGAAAUGUAAAGAAGCAAAAAAGGCUCUGUGGCUGUCCAGCAGCCCCCAUCAUGAUGCUUUCUCUUCACCUCCAAGCGUCGCCAGCAGCGGGUCAUCGGCGCCGCCGAUGCCUUGGGGGCCACCGCCCACCUACCCAGCACCCGUCAAACAGGAAAUGGACAAAGCCUCCUACUACAGCCAAUGUCCUCCUGGUUACUCUCCCCCUGAACAAUACAGAUCCUUAUUUGGGCUUCAGAGUAGCCGCACCAGAGAGUCCAGUCCACCCAUGUGGGGCAUGCGGCCCCAGCCCGGCACCCAAACCUCUCCUGUCCCCCCUGUGUGGUGCAAAACGUUGGAGAUGAUGAGCUUCGCCGCCAACGGGUCAAACGUCUCGUACCCGGAGCAGCAGAUGUACAGCAACUCCUCCUCCAGCUCCCUGUCCUCCACUCCAAACACGCCGGACUCUGGGUACUGGGAUGCCAACGCCAGGAACAACCCUCAGCUGGGAGGUCCGUACUCUCAGCUGGAGAAGUUUUGGACCGGGACGGUUCCGGAGGAGAGCGGCGAGCCGCAGCACCAGAGGGCGGCCCAGCAGGCCUUGCUUCCUGUUCUGUCCCUGCAGGACAUCCUGGGGGAGUUAGAGGAAAACUGGCUGGAAGGAGAAACUCUGGAGGGUUGUUGAUGCUGGAUCAGUUCAGAUUUUUGGACAUUUGGACAUUUAUUUAUAGCUGCAGUGUGUAACUUUUAUGAAACAUAUUUUUUUACAUACUUAUUAAAAAUGUUACUAUAUAUGAGACAGAUAAUCUUUGGAUAAAUCGAGCUUCUCUCCCAGUGAUAACUAGAAACAACCAAUCAGAGCCAGGAGGCGGGUCUUAGCGCUAUCAAUCACCCUUCCCACUCAACCCCUUGCUUUCUGCAGCUAAUAGAGAAUGUCAUAAAGCUCAGGCUUGUUAGCAUGACCACCGAUUUUGGUCGGUUUUUUUGUAAUGGUAGCUGUUUCUCCGCCAUUAGCACAUUUAGCAUUGCAUACAUGAGAGAUUGAUUGAUAGCGCUAAGACCUGCCUUCUGGUUCUGAUUGGUUGUUAUUGGUUGAGAACGCCGCAGUUCUUCACUUGGUGACAGUUUUAACAAAUACUCUUUAUAAAAUUCACAUACUGCAGCUUUAUAGUUUGUGCAGCUUUAAAAGAAAUUUACGUUUUGUGUUUAAAG